AUGGGCUCUUCUUACCGAGACACCCCCAUUGGUCAGAACCUAAACCAUGCAAACGCAACUUUCAGCGCUAGCAACGAAGAGACUUCGUCUACCAAGGUACAGCCAGGCGACUCGAACACUGAUACACAAUCCGAACAUGUUGCCACUUCCACCACUGAGACGACAACACCCGUUCCUCCUCCUCGCUGUCCAUACCUGCAGCAUCUCGAUCUCAUCCGUAUGGGUGCUCAAUUCGAAGAAGAGAAAUGA
Messenger RNA from Alternaria atra, 249 nucleotides. RefSeq lists its product as uncharacterized. The record is from RefSeq and is a predicted model, not a curated record. NCBI's taxonomy places the organism in Eukaryota, Fungi, Ascomycota, Dothideomycetes, Pleosporales, Pleosporaceae. The transcript has 2 exons. Bases 1 to 249 code for a protein of 82 amino acids.